CUUGACCAAAUUGACCAAAAUUGACCAAAAUUGAGACAUGAUGGAUUCCAACGAGAAAGAGAAGAAAAAGAUUGUCAGCGCAGAGGAGUAUCAACAAGCUCGAAUGGAUCUCCUCCAACAAGAAAAAGCAGCCACACAGUUAUUGCAAAGACUAGCUGCCUCGCGUCGGGAACUCCCUAUGGUCCAAGUAUCCAACCCGGACCAAUUCAAAUUCGACACUCCGGACGGGGAAAAGAGUCUGGGAGACCUCUUUGACAACCGCAAGCAACUGAUAAUCUACCACUUCAUGCUCGGCCCGGGUGAACAUCGCGGUCAUCUGCGGAGCCGGGACACCUCGUUUGUGGCUGUCGCGACUGCGCCGUUAUCCGAGAUCACUCUGCCAAAACUCAUCAAGCGUGGCAGGAAGCUGAAGAAAGGGGUGAGAUUAUUACUUGGAAGCCUGGGAAUGGGUAUUUUGGUCUGA
Penicillium samsonianum is the source of this 463-nucleotide messenger RNA. RefSeq lists its product as uncharacterized. NCBI's taxonomy places the organism in Eukaryota, Fungi, Ascomycota, Eurotiomycetes, Eurotiales, Aspergillaceae. The record is from RefSeq and is a predicted model, not a curated record. Bases 38 to 463 code for a protein of 141 amino acids. The transcript is spliced from 4 exons.